GGUGAGCGCGUGCUGGGGCUACUGGGCUCGAGUGCGGGCGGCGGUUAGUGCCGUUCCGGAGAGAGUCGACUGACCGAGAGAGGAAAGAGGGGCGGAGUAGGAAGCUGGUCUACUCCGGUGGAGCCAAUUGAAAUGAGUCGUCAGACUGCCACAACACUCCCCACAGGUACAUCAAAGUGCACUCCUGCCCAGAGAGUCCCAGCAUUGGCAGGAACUACAGCCUCCAAUAGUGAUUUAGCAAGCCUUUUUGAGUGUCCAGUGUGCUUUGACUAUGUGCUGCCACCAAUUCUUCAGUGCCAGAGUGGCCAUCUUGUCUGCAGCAACUGCCGUCCUAAACUUACAUGCUGUCCCACUUGCCGGGGCCCAUUGGGUUCCAUUCGCAACUUGGCUAUGGAGAAAGUGGCCAACUCUGUACUGUUCCCUUGUAAAUAUGCCUCUUCAGGUUGUGAGAUAACAUUGCCACAUACAGAGAAAGCAGACCAUGAGGAACUCUGUGAGUUCAGGCCAUACUCAUGUCCUUGCCCUGGUGCCUCUUGUAAAUGGCAGGGUUCUCUGGAUGCUGUAAUGCCACACCUGAUGCACCAACACAAGUCCAUCACAACCUUGCAGGGUGAGGACAUAGUUUUCCUGGCCACAGACAUUAACCUUCCAGGUGCAGUUGAUUGGGUUAUGAUGCAGUCAUGUUUUGGCUUCCAUUUCAUGUUAGUCUUGGAAAAACAGGAAAAGUAUGAUGGCCACCAACAAUUUUUUGCCAUAGUACAACUAAUUGGAACACGCAAACAAGCUGAAAACUUUGCCUAUAGACUUGAACUCAAUGGCCACAGACGACGGCUGACUUGGGAAGCAACUCCUCGAUCAAUUCAUGAGGGUAUUGCCACAGCAAUUAUGAAUAGUGACUGUCUGGUAUUUGACACUAGCAUUGCACAGCUUUUUGCAGAAAAUGGAAACCUGGGAAUCAAUGUAACAAUCUCAAUGUGUUGAAACUGACAUUUCACAAAUUCUUGUCAGGGGCCAGUAUUGGGUCAUUAAAUGCUGUACAAGAGCUCUGAAUAUUGGAAGCAUUGUACAACAUUUGCUGCCAGGCAUUUUAUCAAAUGGCUUCUUGGAUUGUUCAGUCUGGGUCAUGAUGGGAAGAUGCAAAGCUGGCUCAUAGUAAAAGUUAACACUAAUUAUAAAUGCAGUAAACCACUGAACAGAAACCCUCUUUCUAGAAGGUAGUGCUAUGAAUCUAAAGAAAAUGGGAAUAAAACAGAAAUGCAAGUGCUACAAUCUUGUAGUUCAAUUUGAUUGUACUGUCAGCUAAAAGUUAAACAUUUGUGUUUUGAUUGUCUUUACUGACAAGCCAUGUUAGGCAGUUUUAAGUUGCUGCUUUUCUCAUUUGUCACUACAUAGAACUGCUGCUGUUUUGUGUAAAUUUUUGUGUAUGGCUAUUUUUUUGAGUUUGCUAGUUUUGUGUCAAAUUCCCUCUUUUUUUGUACAACCAACCCCUCACUCAAAACCAGUUAGUUCAUUUCAUAUCCUACUCAGUUUACAAGUUUCUAUCCAAUGUUUUAAGGUUUCUAGAUGUCUCUCAUACUAAACUCCAAGUUGAUAAAACAAUUUUAGCGAGGAGUAAUUUCUAAAUCCUGAAUGCUUGAGUGGCAGUAUCUAAUAUUACAUGAUGGAUAACUGAACCAACAUAAUGCACUUUCAUUAGUUGUUUAGCAUAAAAUCAAGAUACAUUUGAGUUUCACAUUUCAAUACAUCUGCAGAUUUUUAAUUCCGUUUAACCAAAUCUAGCUACACGCUAGGACGCUUGGCCUCUGUUUUUCCCCUUCCCAUUACAUGUCUUCCUACACCACCCCCAACAUUGUUUCCUCAAUGGCACUGCCUUGCUGCCUCGGGUCUUUGGGGGAAUAACUUUAGUUGUAAAAGAAAUGGAACAAAAGUUUAGAUGUCCCAUUGCUGUGGAGAAGGUAGGCUGGAGCUACUGCAUGAAUAGUGUAAACUUCAGAUCAUUUUUAAAAUUUUUUUUUAAAAAGACCUCUCACUUAGACACCCUGCUUUAAAAUAUUUGGUUGGUAGUUGGAUGUGAUUAGCUAGCUGAUUUUUUAGAAUUGCUAAGCUAGUCUAUUCUACCUACCUUGUUAAAGUUUAGUAUGUUGCUUAAAUGCAAUAAGUUGCACAGUUUUUUUUAUUAAUUUUGUACAGGAUAAAUCAAUACUUCCAUUUAUUGGUCCUUGGAUUUAAUUUUGUGAUCAUGUUUUAAUGACUUGCAGCUACUUACCUGAAUGGUUUCGAAGAUUUGUCAUUUCACUGUACAUGAAGGUUCAGUUGUGGUCAUAGUUGUGUGCAGAUUUUCAAGUGUCUGCAGACUAGAUUUAAAUUUUAACCAACUGUAAAUCUUUCAAGUAACUUCCAGUAACUAGAUCUAGCCAGCUGUACUUAAUGUAUGAGACCUAUUCAUAGGCUAAUUUUUAAGUAGAAAUUUUGAAUUUCUCCAUUUAAAAAAAAAUGUUGUAGCCAUAAGUUUAAAUACUUUGUUUUGCAACUAAGUACAAUUUUCUGCCUCUGUUCCCUGUGUCCUUCUUCUUUUCCCCAAACCCACGCACCCCCCCCCCCCGCCGUUGUAUCUAGUGAAUUAAUUAACACUAAAUGUCACCUCAUUUUUGUGCUUUUAAAACUGAUUAGUGGCAGUCCAGGAGCCAAUAUUGCCUAAACUCUAAUGCCUAAAAAUAAACGAUGCAGACAAUAUCUUGCCUCUAACUAGCAGUUUUACAACACAGCUAAUGUAAUAUAGGAUGACCCAAGAUGGAAUUUCUAUACAUGUAAGUCCUUUUUGUGAAGCUAAGAGCUGAUAAUUUAGAGAGUCUAAACCAGUUGGGUACAAUCCUACAAAAUUAAUGUAUUAGAAGGCAGGGAUUUAAUAUUUUAAAAAUUUGUUGCAUUUUAAGGAAAGCAACGUUGACUCUCCAGUUGCCAUUAUUUAGACAGUGUUACACUGACACGAUGCAUAUUAACAGUAUUUAAUGUUUAAAAGUAAGCUCUAAUAAUAAAAGUUGAGCUCUGCAGUUGAGUAAUUCACAUUGUGUAGUGACUAAUGUGCUAGGAGUAACUGGAUUACUUUAAAAUAGUAUGCACAUGGUUAAGUUUUGAGACUACAGAAGUAUAGCUUUGAUUUUUUUUUUUAUCCUUGCCUCGCCCUGACCAAACUUAAUCAACGUGUAAGAUGUCCUCCUACAAUACAGUGACAACAAAAUGUCAGCUUGUGGAAAUGCCUUUCUACACUUGUGUAUGAGCAAACUGUUUAGGUAUCUGAAUUAGCAUCUACUUGGAUUAAAUUGUUCUAAUGAACUUCCAUAUGAACCUUGUUGAAUCAUUUUUGCAAUAACCUAGUAUGGAUUUUGAUCAGGAAUCUUUCCAAAAAUGCAGUGCCAGUAUUAUAAAUACAGUUACCAGAUGACUAAAUGCUCAGUCAUUUGAGUACUAGUAAUGGAAGCUUAUGACUAACUUUGCUUAACUAUUGCAAAUUUGUGUAAUAAAACAACUUUUGUUCAAUACACUUCACAGUUUGCUGCAUAGUCCAAGCUUGGGAGCAAUUCUACUUUAGUUACAAAUUGCUACAUUUUUUUUUCCAUUUUCACUUAUGAAAGGAACCUCCCCGUAAAGAAUCCUUGCUAAUCGAGUAGUGCUGUAGCACUGGUAACUGUCAUACAAAUCCUUUGUCUGUUCUGGGUGUUUUUUUUUUGUGUGGAGUAUGUGGAGUUUAGCCACUUACUGUACCUCUUUUAGAGCUACUGGUCAACAUACUCCUUCUUAAACUUGAUUUGGAAGUAAUAUAUGUUUUAUCCAAGGCCAUUUCCUUUCUCUCCCACUGUGCUACCACCCCCCCCACCCCCGGCAAAACCUUAAUCCUUUAAGCUAGCUUUGUGGUAGACUCAUUUUCCUGAUACUUAAAACCAUGCUGUUGUACAGUAAAUGAUGCUGUGUAAGGGUUACAGUUAAACCUUCCAUAAUACUGUUCUGCCUGAAACUUGAUUUAUUGUGUGUUUAUGCUUUAUUUGCAUUUUAAACUCCAAUAAAAGUUGAUAUCACCACCUG
Molecule: messenger RNA, 4080 nt
Organism: Carcharodon carcharias (great white shark)
Lineage: Eukaryota; Metazoa; Chordata; Chondrichthyes; Lamniformes; Lamnidae
Gene: siah1
Product: siah E3 ubiquitin protein ligase 1
Exons: 2
Coding region: 133-981 (282 amino acids)
Biological process (GO): multicellular organism development; proteasome-mediated ubiquitin-dependent protein catabolic process
Cellular component (GO): cytoplasm
Molecular function (GO): ubiquitin protein ligase activity; ubiquitin conjugating enzyme binding; zinc ion binding
Source: RefSeq, a predicted model, not a curated record